UACCUGUCAUUUUGCUCCAAAUAAGUCAGCUGUUGUGUCGGUGAUCGGUGAUGUAAUCGUAACGAUCGAACUACCUGUGCCAAUAAAAUUCUGUGUUAAAAUAUCCAGUGUUUGGUGUGCUUCUAACCGUGUUAAUAAAUUUUAUUUAAAACUCCGAAAAAAUCAUAUGAAUCUUUUGUCGGCUUGUUAAAAAUGUUGUCUUUUAUACCACGGUCACUCAGAUCAGUGACAGCAAAUGCUGGUCACAAGACAAUUCUCAACCAAAUACCAAGAACUAUAAAUGCAGAAGACCAACACAAGAGGCAUCUCACAGGAGACGUUAUUUCUCCUGGUCAAGUCAUGGGAAUUGAACAUCUAAGGGAUCCACGUUUGAAUAAGGGGUUAGGAUUUACAUUAGAAGAACGUCAAGCACUAGGUAUACACGGUCUACAGCCAGCCCGUUUUAAGACCCAAGAACAGCAACUAGAACUAUGUAGGAUAUCAGUCGAAAGAUACCAAGAAGAUCUAAACAAAUACAUCUACCUCACGGAAUUGCAGGAUAGGAACGAAAAACUGUUUUUUAGGCUGUUAUCUGAAAAUAUUGAAACAUUGAUGCCCAUCGUUUAUACUCCUACUGUCGGGUUGGCGUGCCAGAAGUUCGGGUUGAUUUACAGAAGACCCAGAGGGUUGUUCAUUACGAUUAAUGACAUUGGUCACGUGUACGAUGUUGUUAAGAAUUGGCCCGAACCAGAUGUUAAAGCUGUAGUCGUCACAGACGGUGAAAGAAUCUUAGGUCUUGGAGAUCUUGGUGCUUGCGGCAUGGGUAUUCCUGUAGGAAAGCUGGCCUUAUAUACAGCUUUAGCUGGAAUUAAACCUCAUGAAUGCUUACCAGUAGUAUUAGACGUCGGCACCAAUAAUCAGGCUCUCCUUGAAGAUCCUCUGUAUGUUGGACUUCGCCAGAAGAGAUCAACCGGUAAACUGUACGACGACUUUUUGGACGAAUUCAUGGAAGCAAUCGUGACACGUUAUGGUCAGAACACUUUAAUUCAAUUUGAAGAUUUUGGUAACCACAAUGCCUUCAGAUUCCUUUACAAAUACCGAGAACAGUAUUGUACUUUCAAUGACGAUAUUCAGGGUACUGCCAGUGUAGCAGUAUCUGGAUUAUUGGCUUCCAAAAGACUUACAAACAAAAAACUCAGUGACAACAAAUUCUUGUUCCUGGGAGCUGGAGAAGCGGCUAUAGGUAUUGCCGAUUUGACGGUUAAAGCUUUAGAAAAUGAAGGAUUAAGUGAACAAGAAGCCAGAGACAAAAUUUGGAUGGUUGACAUCGACGGAUUGUUAGCGUUGGAAAGGCCCGAAGGCGGUUUGGAUGGCCACAAGAAGUAUUACGCCAAAAAUCACGCUCCCAUCAAAGAUUUUGCCGCCAUUGUUAACGAAAUUAAACCGUCAAUAUUAAUAGGCGCUUCUGCUGCUGCAGGUGCAUUUACACCGGAAAUUUUAAAGAAUAUGGCUGCGUUUAAUGAAAGACCAAUUAUUUUUGCUCUCAGUAAUCCGACAAGUAAAGCUGAAUGUACAGCCGAACAGGCGUACGUUAAUACAGAGGGCCGUGCGAUAUUCUCUAGUGGUUCCCCCUUCGGCAAAGUCCACUAUGGGGACAAAGUUUUCCAACCGGGUCAAGGCAACAACGCCUACAUCUUCCCAGGAGUAGCUUUAGGAGUAAUCCUCGCGGGAAUCCACCAUAUUAACGAACAAAUUUUCUUGAUAGCCUCAGAAACAGUGGCCAAAAACGUUUCAGAUGAAGACCUUAAGAGAGGUAGUUUGUAUCCACCCCUAAGUUCGAUCAAGGAGUGUUCCAUGCAGAUAGCUUGUGAAGUAUUGGAAUAUGCCUACCAAGAACGUAUCGCAUCAGUAUAUCCCAAACCAAAAGACAUGAGAAAAUAUAUCGAGAGCCACCAAUACAACUACAACUACGAACCAUCCCUACCCCAAAUCUGGCCCUGGCCCAACCCCCCUUACAUCAAAACCAGACCAAUGGAACCGACGAAAUUGAAAGCCUAGUCAAAAUUUUAGAUAGAAAUCCUCCACCAUUAUAGAUAUAAGAUAAAUUAUUUUCUUUUUUAUGUAUAAAUUAAUUGUUUUAUAUUUAAGAGAUUAUUUAUUUUGUUGGCGAUUGUACAUAAUGUUAUGUAUGAUGAAGUCUAGCCGAAAUCUUAAGACACACUCGAAAUUUUUAGCGGGGUCAUGACGGGAAAAUUAAGGAGUAUGACGUGGAUUCAGUCACGUCAUCUGUCAGUUGUCACUGGAUACUUCAAGUACUGUAAGUCGCGUCAUCUGUCAGUGGAUGUGUCAAGUACUGUAAUUAUUGUGAAGGGCAAGAGAAUAGUUUCAAAUUGUGUGUAGGCCUACAGUAUUUUUGAUUGUCAAUUAUAACAAACAUUCUGUCUAAAAAUGCUGAAAUAUUAUGGAAAAAAGCUAUUUUUAAAUUUUCACACCAUCCUAAUAAAUAUUGUAAAUUCAGUCAUCAUAAAAACAUGAACUAAAAUAAGUUUUUAAUAAAGAAUAAUAAAACAAACAAUAAAUACUCAUUGAGGACGAAAGGUGUUAGAUUCUGGUACCCCUCCUUUAUAUUAUCCCACAUUUCUCAAUUUAAGAACCAUCACUUCCGCGCAAACUCACGUUGCCAAUCAUCAGUACGCAAAUUCAAAUAAACAAAAAGCCUUCUAGUCCUAAACUCGAUGGUUAGAUGACGCUACUAAAGUUACAAAAAGGAGAACCUGUUGACAAGUUACAAUAAAAUGAAAGAUUAAGGGAAGGGGGAGAAGCAGAUAUUUUGUUCUUGAAAAAAAAUCAAAGGAUCUAUUCUAGAAGAAACACGGCUGCAUGAACUUGGAUAAAUAGAAAGCAUUACAGUCCGUAAUUUACUGGACACAGCGCAGCUCAUAUGGACAGCAUAAGUCUGACGUCACAAAAUUGGGAGGAGCUUAUAUUGACUCCAAACAAUUUUGUUUGUAACGUUAAAUUGCCAUAAGGAAUGUGCUUUGUGUGGCAAAAUAAGACUUCAUUUAGGUAUUUCGUUAAAGAAACGUGUUAAUUAAGAGAUUUUUAUUCGUUUUUGCUCAGGUGGUUUUUCUUCCUUAGUGGUUGAAAAUAAACAUAACCUCAAAACUGUUUACGUUCUUAUCAUUUCAUUAAAUUAAUUCACCUGAACAAAAACGAAUAAAAAUCUCUUAUUUGACACGUUUCUUUAACUAAAUACCUAAAUGAAAAGUCUUAUUUUGUCACAAAAACCACGUAAACAAUAAAUGAAAAAUUCCUCAUGAGUGGUUAACCUUAUAAACAAAAUUGUUUGGGUCAAAUAUAAGCUCCUCCCAAUUUUGUGACGUCUAGACUUAGGAUAUGUCCAAGGUUCAUAAAUAGACCCAAUGGUAUAGGGACCUUGGGAUAUGUCCAUUAUCAGUAACCACUGCGCAAAUUCAGAUUAGAUAAAGCAAAGCCUCAGUUCCAAAAUUGAUGGUUAGAUGUCGCCACCUAAAUGAAGUGGAUAAUAUUAGUACAAAACCGAAUUUUAUUGAAACUUAUGAAGUUAAAUCAAAGAUAGUUUAAAACGAAAGUGUUUUAAGUUAAAGCUAUAUCGGUUUCAGGCAACCCGAUAUUAUACGAACUGUUUCAUUUAGAGCCACGUCGACGUGUAUUACUAUUACCUUUUUUGUUGGUUGUUGGGGCUAUUUGUUGUAUAGAAUCGGCGCGAGAACACUUCCCUGUAGGAGCCAUUUUUGGUCCCUUCGCCGACUGUUCUUGGACUGACGCGUCUAUUCUGGAGGAGAUAUUUCACUAAUAGACGGAGAGGCAGUUGAUUACUGUGAUUGUAUAGAGAAACCUACUGCGGUCUGUCAAGCGAAACGUAGAACAGAUGGUACUGACAGCUUGUCAAAGUUGCUUACCUGCGGAGGUAAUUAAAUGCAUUUAUCAAGACCGAAAAUCAAUACACACAUUCUAAAUUGAAUAUAAAUAAAAGUUUUUAUAAUCGGUCAGCUGUAUGACGGGACAGAGUCGGUCGGUCGGCCCCAAUGAAUGUACAGGGUUAUUCACUAUAUAUUUUGACCCCCUUGUAAACUGCUUUAUUUACAGAAUUAGAAAAAAAUGUAAAAUACAAAAGUUAUUCGAUUUUUUAAUUAUGAUUUUUUGACAUAUAUAUCGUACUAGUGACGUUAUCCGUCUGGGCGUGAUGACGUAAUUGACUAUUUUUUAAAGGGGUCGUGUGCUAGCUCAUUUGAAAGGUUAUUCAAUUCUCUAUGCAGUAAUAUAAACAUUACGAUCACUAUUUAUACAGGGUGUCCAAAAAUUUUUUUCGAAUUAUUAAUUAAACAAUUAAUUUAAAUAAUUUUUUUUUGGUCACCCUGUAUAAACAAUCAUGUUUAUAUUACUGAAUAGGGAAUUGAAUAAACUUUCAAAUGAGCUAGCACACGACCCCUAUUCUCAUUUAAAAAAUAGUCGAUUAUGUCAUCACGCCAGAUGGAUGACGUCACUAGUACCAUAAUAUAUACGUCAAAAAAUCAUAAUUUAAAAAUUGAAUAAGUUUUGUAUUUUACAUUUUUUUCUAAUUCUGUAAAUAAAGCAGUUUACAAAGGGGUCAAAAUAUAGUGAAUAACCCUGUACAUUCAUUGGGGCCGACCGAUCGGCUCUGUCCCGUCAUACAGCUGACCGACUAUAAUAACUUUUAUUUAUAUUUAAUUUAGAAUGUGUGCACUGAUUUUCAGCCUUAGUAAAUGGAUUUAAUUACCUCUGCAGGCAGUGCCGGAUUUAGUUCAUGGACCGCCGGGGGCUAAGUCAUACUAUACCGCCACUCUCCAGUAGGUAUAUAUGCGUCUUAGGUUAACAAUUAAUUAAAACUAUUUUAAUAUUAUUAGGUAAUUUAUUACAAAUAUACAAAAAAGUCACAAAGACACAAACUCACAACUUAUAAAGUAAAUUAACAUAAUUAGUUAUUUCUUAUUAAAAUUUCUUCAGCAACUAAAAAAAGAAGUACUUUCCGUAGUGCAUUCUUCUGCAUGUUGUACAAUCAAAUUUAGGGAAUGGGCUGCACAUGGUACGUAUUUUGCCAAACUAUUCCUAGAUUUUAUUCGGGCUUGGAGACCGCUAUAAACGCCAGACAUGUUAUUCGCAUUGCCAUACGAUUGUCCCCUGCAGUCAUCGAUAUGUAUAUUCAGGUUGGACAAAAUUUUUACAAUGCUGGCUUCCAUAUCUUCGGCUUUGUGGCCAGUGUUGUCUAAAAACUGUAUGAACCUCUCGACAGGUAUUCCGGUGUCCGAGCAAUACCUAAUAAUGAAUUUCAGUUGAUAUGUAAGUGUUAUAUCAGGCGUAGAGUCAACACUGAGACACUGAUUGAAUAAUAUUUGCCACACUGAAUUUGUUUUACAAUUUCUUCCAAUAUGUGGUCCGAAAGCACUUGCAAAAAUUCAAAACAAAUCGUUUUUGAUAAAUAAGAUGCUGAACCACAGCCAUUUGAAGCAUAUUUUUCAAUGUGUUCUUUUAAAAGAGGAUCUAUUCCGUCAACAACUCUACUAAUCGAAGGCAGUUGCCAUUGCUAGUAGAACUAAAUUUUUCGUCGGUUCCUCUAAAAUCUAAAAGGUAGUCCCCUACCAGCUAAGAAUUUUAUGACACUAACGACUGUUUGUAAUAUGUUUCGCCAAUAUGUGGUCUCAUGUUCAAUCUAUUGCCGCAAAGAAUCUUUCUCAUACUUAAUGAAUUUCUUGAAAUACAAUUUUUAAGAUGUUCUAAAUUAACGACUGACCUUUCAUGACUGUCCCUUUUUUCUUUAGUCUUUUUCCAGUCGUCAAAUCCAGUAAAAAAGGAAAAAGUGCAAUUUUCGCUUGAAAAGAGUCAACAAUAUAAGCAAAAUAAAGAGCCUGUGCUUUUGGAAUAAACUAACCAGUCACGCCGAAUUUUUCACCAAUCUUUAAAACUUCAUAGAAUAGUGAUUUAGUGCAGUACCUGUUUUGUUUUCCUAUAUUUUUCUUUUUGAAAAUUCAAAGUCUAAAGAAUUAAGAUCCUGUGUUUUGAAUUCUUUCAGCACUUCAUCUACACAAUUUCUUGGCCAGAAUUUUGGAUCUUGUAAAUCAACUCGAUUAACACCACUUUCGACUAGAAUUUGACGUUCAGGAGAACUCUUUUCAGGAUGUAACUCGAUGUCCCAAAGUGGAUCUGAAUUUGCUGUGGAUGAAUCAUCUCGACGUGAUGAAGAUCCUGCUGCGAAUUUUAUUUGAUUAAAAAACUAACUAAAACAGUCAAAUAAACCUACCUUCUAAAACAUCUGAAACUGUUGCAAUUGGAUCGUCUUGAAAAUAAGUGCUCGUUGGUAUAAUAUCUUGCCUGGAUUUGCAAAAAAGCUGAAUCUUUUGACGUACCGCCUCUCAAAAUUUACCGCCGGGGGCUAAUAGUCCCAUAGCCCCCCCCCUUAAUCCGGCACUGUCUGCAGGUAAGCAUCUUUGACAAGCUGUCAGUACCUCCUGUUCUACGUUUCGCUUGACUGACCGCAGUAUGUUUCUCUACACAAUCACAGUAAUCAACUGUGAAAUAACUAGCUUUAGUAAAUUCAGAGAAAUUUUUCAGCGCUGCCUCUUGGACUAUAACCUUGUAAGUCGGAAAUCCUCGUAGUUUCGUAGAGUUUUGCGAGUAACAGUUGAUGGUUAACUGUGUCAUGGGCGGCAGUUAGGUCUAUGAACGACUGGGUGAACGUGAACAUCCCGUUGGGUGACAAUCGAGUCAAUGUGAAUGAAUCAGUUUUUAAAACAUUAAUAGUGGUCUCUUUUGAUUAAUUUGUGUCAAUUGUAUCUGAAAUAUGCCGUUUUUAUUCAUUAUUUCAUAAGCGAUUUUUAGAAGCUUUGAAAUAUAUAAAGUGUCGAAGGUUUUCAAGUAUGACUUAAGAUUUUUGACAGAUACCGCACUAUUAAAAAUUGCACAAUGUUGGUUGUGAACCAACUAAAUUCGAUGUAAAACAAAAUGAAAUUUUAAUGUGACAUACGUGAGACAUAAAAAAAAUCUGUGAAAUUUAAUUGGAUUUUAAAAUUCCAUGUAAUAGGAAAUGAAAUUUAAAUGUGAAAUACGUGAGAUGUAUAAAAAAAUCUGUAAAAUGUAAUUGUAUGUGAUUAUGACAUGUUAUCUCAUUGUCAAUUCUCAGUAAAACCAUAAUAUAACGAUGUA
Messenger RNA from Diabrotica virgifera virgifera (western corn rootworm), 7179 nucleotides. It is a transcript of the gene Men-b, whose product is annotated as NADP-dependent malic enzyme. The record is from RefSeq and is a predicted model, not a curated record. NCBI's taxonomy places the organism in Eukaryota, Metazoa, Arthropoda, Insecta, Coleoptera, Chrysomelidae. Gene Ontology annotation, biological process: malate metabolic process; pyruvate metabolic process. The coding region runs from base 193 to 2037 and encodes 614 amino acids. The transcript is spliced from 10 exons. Gene Ontology annotation, cellular component: mitochondrion. Gene Ontology annotation, molecular function: malate dehydrogenase (decarboxylating) (NADP+) activity; NAD binding; malate dehydrogenase (decarboxylating) (NAD+) activity.